Molecule: messenger RNA, 657 nt
Organism: Ailuropoda melanoleuca (giant panda)
Lineage: Eukaryota; Metazoa; Chordata; Mammalia; Carnivora; Ursidae
Gene: CHCHD5
Product: coiled-coil-helix-coiled-coil-helix domain containing 5
Exons: 4
Coding region: 282-500 (72 amino acids)
Biological process (GO): cellular respiration
Cellular component (GO): mitochondrial intermembrane space
Source: RefSeq, a predicted model, not a curated record
GGCCUAAAGGGAUUGGAACGGGCCGCUUGUCGGCUCUGAGACCGGAAAAAACGAGGCAAGGACUGCCGAGCCGGGCGCCGCCAUGACAACCUGUACCGGAAAAGGCGGGGCUGUCCUCCCCGACUGAUCCCUACCGGCACCGGCCACGAGAUCCCACCAUAUCCCACAGGCAGGCGGCCCUGGAGGUCACUGCUCGCUACUGUGGCCGGGAGCUGGAGCAGUAUGGCCAGUGUGUGGCAGCCAAGCCUGAGUCAUGGCAGCGGGACUGUCACCACCUUAAGAUGAGUAUUGCUCAAUGCACGUCCUCCCACCCAAUCAUCCGUCAGAUCCGCCAGGCCUGUGCUGAGCCUUUUGAGGCCUUCGAGGAGUGUCUUCGACAGAAUGAGGCAGCCGUGGGCAACUGUGCAGAGCAUGUGCGCCGCUUCCUGCAGUGUGCCGAGCAGGUGCAGCCACCGCGCUCACCCUCAACUGUGGAGGCAAAGCCACUUCCUGCCUCCUGAGGACUCUGUGAACCACAGGAAAACUGGACACGAGUGACUGGCCACUUGAUGCCCCCAGCACUGAAGAGUGGCCAGGUGGAGUCAUGAGGGGCCUGCAUGUGAGUCUGGCUUCUCUGGACAGCAGGACUCACAAUAAAUAAAGAUUUUGUGUACCAGG